GUUUAAGCAAUCAUAUAAUGAGCAGUAUUGAACAUUUUCAUCUUAAUCAAAGCAAUCGUUGUUGAGUUCAAGUUCAAAUUUAAAUAACAAAAUUCAAUUGUUUGUUAAAAGUAUUUUGUGACUAUAAUUUUUAACUUGAUUUUAAAGUAUUAUAUGAAAUACACAUUCCUUUAAAGUGCUAAAGAUGGAACAAAUUAUCCAACAAAAACUGAUUCAAACAGCAAAAGUAGUGGAGCAGCAAAUCGAGUCAGAAAUUGAACGCUUGGAUAACUUGGAUCUUGAUGAUAUAGAAAAGUUACGGGAACAACGUUUGAAGGAAUUAAAAAGACAGAGUCAACAAAAGCAACAAUGGCUAUCUAUGGGUCAUGGAGAAUAUUCAGAACUUGCUGAUGAAAAAGAAUUCUUUGAGGUCACUAAAAAGAGCAAAGAUAUUGUAUGCCAUUUCUAUAGAGAUUCUACAGAUCGUUGCAAAAUUGUUGAUAUGCAUCUGAAAAUUAUAGCUAAAAAGCAUAUUGAAGCCAAAUUUUGUAAGAUAAAUGUGGAAAGGUGCCCAUUUUUAACAGAGCGACUGCGUAUCAAGGUUAUACCAACAAUAGCACUCAUCAAAGACAGCGUCACAAAAGAUUAUAUCAGAGGUUUCACAGAUCUUGGAAACUGUGAUGAUUUCUCAACUGAAAUGUUAGAAUGGAGAAUUGCACAUUCCCAUGUAAUCAAUUAUAAUGGUGAUUUAUUAACACCUCCUGAUGAAAAACACAGAAAAAAUAAACUGACAAUAGAGAAGAAGAGAACUAUUCGAGGAAAUGAUGCCUCUGAUGAUUCAGAUAUUGAUUUUAAUGAUUAAAGCACAAAAUUGAGAUUAUGAUAAUUUGAAGUUGUGAUGGAAGAGCUUGCAUAUAAAUUUUAGAUAAAAAUUAAAUUAUUGUAUGAAAGAUUAAAAAUUGAAAUGGGUAUCACAUAUGCUAAAAUGCAAUUAAUUCAUUAACAUAAGUAAACAACUGAAAUA
Messenger RNA from Ctenocephalides felis (cat flea), 1003 nucleotides. Its product is annotated as thioredoxin domain-containing protein 9-like. Gene Ontology annotation, biological process: microtubule cytoskeleton organization. Gene Ontology annotation, cellular component: cytoplasm. The record is from RefSeq and is a predicted model, not a curated record. Lineage: Eukaryota; Metazoa; Arthropoda; Insecta; Siphonaptera; Pulicidae. The coding region runs from base 185 to 841 and encodes 218 amino acids. The transcript has 4 exons.